This is a messenger RNA of Porites lobata, 1427 nucleotides long. NCBI's taxonomy places the organism in Eukaryota, Metazoa, Cnidaria, Anthozoa, Scleractinia, Poritidae. The record is from the annotation of a GenBank genome assembly.
AUGGAACCAAGAUCGAGAGAAACUACUCCUACAAAAGAGGAUUUGGAUUUUAUAGUUGAUGAUGGAUAUAGACACGAUGAGGACCCAGAUUAUGUUCCAAACGAAAAAUUUAUUCUUAUAGGAGAUAAGUUUACAAGAUUAACUAGAAGAGCUAAAAAACUUGGCGCAGAAUCACUUGAUUACUCAACCAGAAAAAAUAAUAAAUAUAUGGCCACACUUCCAAGCGGAAAGAAAGUACAUUUUGGUUCUCCAAAAUAUCCAGACUACUUAAUACACAAGGAUAAAGAGAGAAGAGACAAAUAUUUAGCUAGAGCUACAAAGAUAAAAAAUAAGCAAGGAGAGUUAACUUAUAAUAAACCAGAAUCGCCAAAUUUCUGGUCCGUUCAUUUACUCUGGCCAGAAAAAAAGUGAAUUAAAAAUUUAAUAAAAAAUAUAAAAAAAUGAGUUCAAAUGGUAAUGUUGGUUCAACUAGUCUAUCUAAUAAAAUUAUUAGUUUAAACGGUAAAUAUUAUGCCGAUAGACUUGAUGAUAGUAGUUUAAAGAAAGAACAUAUAAAAGUUUUAGAAGAAGGAUUAAAAGAAAUUUUAGAAAACUUAUAUUCUUUAAAAGUCACAAUUGAAAAUAAAUUAUAGUUUAAGAAAUAAAUUAUAAUUAACAAAAUGCAGUUAUCCAGCUACGAUCAUUUAACCUCAGACAACGUUAUUUUUAAAGAAGCAAAAGAGUCAAAAGUAAAAGAUAGUAACAUUAAAUACAAGCGUAUACCAAUUGAAAUCAAAUACCAAAACAACAAAAAAGGACCACUUGUAAUCGAAACCCCAUUUCUUUUUAGCUUUGGUGUUAGUGAAAAGAAAAACCAAGAAACAAAUAAGUUAGUAGGAUAUAGUAUCCCAGUAUGUCUUUGGGCGAAAGAUAGCAAACCAAAUGAAAAAGAAAAAGCGUUUUUUGAAUUUAUUAAUAGCUUAACAUCUCUAUCUCAACAGUAUUUAGAGAAUGAAUAUGGACCAGAUUUAGCUUCGUCUCUUUCCCCACCGUUAUACUACAAACAAGAAGAGUACACUGAUAAAAAAGGAAAGAAGAAAACCAGAAAAGAUCCCUCAUCUGCACCAGUUCUUUAUGCAAAACUUAUUUACUCAGAAAAAUCAAAGAAAAUUUUAUCUUUGUUUAAAGGAAAGGGGGGAAAGGAUCUAAAUCCUUUUAAACAUAUUAACCAGUACUGUAAUGUUAAAUUGGCUCUGAUAAUUGAAGGAAUCUUUAUAAGUAAAACUGUGACUUCUUUACAAAUAAAAGUUCAUGAGUGUUAUGUAAAACCGCUUAAACCUAGAGAGUCUUUACUAACAAUUGAAGAGGAAGAAGAGCAAAGCGAUAACGGAGAAAUAAAUGAACCAGUAUUUGAAGACUUAGUUAUCUCUGAUGAAGAAAACGAGUAA